AUGGCGUCUCCUACUCCGGCGCCGCAACCUGCACUUGCGACUAAUGGCACCCCCGAAGUCCAACUCGAUAUAGCCAAGUUACAUGCCUUGCCUACUGAGCAGCAGGACCUUUACCUACUCACAUUCGUGUCGGAAUUGCAAAAACAUGUCGAACAACUAUCCGCUGAAGCCCUCCCCGUACAUCAAGCCUCAAUCAAGAAAGAAAUUAUCAAGAUCGUAGGCCUCGGUGCACCCGUGCCAUCUAGGGCUGUCAGGAACACGCUGGGUAGCAUAUUAGCGGACUUAUUUGGACGUGGAAGUCGAAGUCUGCUCUACGAGACUAUCAAUGAGUUGCUGGCAAUACUCAAUACAGGAAAACCAGAUAAAGAACUGUCUCUCAAACAUGCUGCGGUGGUCUGCCUCGGGGAGACAUUCCGCGCUGCUGGGGACAGUGCUAUCAGUCUUUCAGGGCUCGUCGUUUCGACACUUCUCAAGCUGGUGAAGACGUCACAUACAGGACUCAGAGGGAGAGCUUUCAGAGCCAUAAGCGGAGUUAUCAAGGGUAUCACCUCCAGUUUGGACGAGCACGUGGCCCGAGACAUUUGGAAACAGGCUCGAAAUGCCGCCGCCAAUGAGAAGUCCUUCUUCGUCCAGAGGUGUGCUUGUGUCUGUCUUCGAGAUCUAUUGGGAGAGACGGCUUAUUUCAACAAUUCCAACGAUUUCGACAACCUGAAAACAACCAUCUGGAAGGCCUCAGAUAGUGCUGCGGCUGUGAGGCAUGCUGCUGCAUUUGCAUUAGCUGAAGCACUUAGACAGGCAUACUCUGACAGUGGGGUUGCCAACGUUCCUGUCCUUCGAAAACCGAAGAAGUCCAAAAAGCCAGGUGCUGACUUGGACGAAGAGGUACAAAAUGAAAGGCCAAGCUCACCAACUCCGGGUCUGGCGAAGUCUACUAUUCGACUUGUCUUCUCACUGAGCGAAAUAAUGCGAGUUCUUUCGACCCAAUACUGUAAAACCGCUACGACAAAUCGAGCACGAGCGUGCAUCGCUAUGUGCUACAAAUAUCUUCUUCGAUUGUUACCGCGGAAGAUCUUGGAGGAAAAUUAUGGCUCUAUGGCGGUCCGCAUGUACGCUGACCUGCUGAGCCAUCCGACAAUUAAUUUCAACCGAUAUCGCAUGCUCCUAACCCGAAAGCUCGUUCACUCUAUCUUAUCAAAUGUUACCGGACUUCUCACAGAGAAUGCCCAGAUUAAUGCGGCACGGUUCCUGCUUAAUGAGGUCCUGAAGAACUAUCCCCAGGUAAUGCCAGAACGGAGGGAACCAUCAAAGCGAAUUAUUGCAGGCGCCUUAACAACAUUGACAGACUUACUUGAACGUCUUGGCCCUGCAGCUAGCAUAUUUCAAGAUUCUUGUCGAGAAGCUCUCUUUCAAGUCGUGCAGCAUCCGAGCCAUACGGUUCAAAGCCAUGUCAGUCAGUGUUUCAGAGCCUUCGUUCUUGGAUGUCCAAGUCAGCUUGUUCGGAACAUCGAACACGCCCUCUAUGAAGUUCAAAAGGAGUUCCAAGCUUCUGAAGGGAAGCAACCUCAUAGAAAAUCCUUAGGAUACGCCUUAAGCAUUGCAGUCAUGACUAGCUCGGCCCGACAGCGACCUUUAUACGGUUCAACUCGUAUUUAUUCCAACAUCUUCACAUUCGCCACUGAUCUGUUGAAAUCCAGCGCUGCGGCAGAACUGCGAACAUCAGCAAUUCAAGUUCAGGUGGCCUGGACACUCAUUGGCGGUUUGAUGAGCUUAGGACCAAGUUUUGUCAAAGUACACCAGAAUCAGCUCAUGCUGCUGUGGAGAAAUGCCCUGCCGCCACCUUUAACUCACGAGAAUGCAGCUAAGAGAGGCCAUUUGGAAUUGAGCUUUCUGUCGCAUGUACGGGAGUGCGCAUUGAGCGCUCUCCUAAUGUUCCUCACUUCCUGUAGCAGCCUAGUGACUACAGAUGGAUCAAAGCGUGUAUCGACCAUGUUGCACAACACAAUUCAAUUUCUAGAGAGCUUGCCAUCUGCCCGGGAAGCAGAAGACCUUUCACAUCGGUUGGUUCCUGCACUGCAACUACAAGACCUUGCCAUCAUGCUUCGAAGGCGUGUUCUUCAAUCCUUCACUGCUUUAAUUGGGUUGAAGCAUCUUGAUCAAGGCGACGUUGUAUCACAAUCUGAUUUGAUUGGUCUGACAAUGCGAACUUUCACAGAUCCUGAACGACCCAUUCUGAAGAAUUUGGAAACUUCUCUUGCCAGCGCGGCGAGCAACUUCGAAGGGCUAUGGUCUACAGGUGAUAAUUGGAGCUUUGGUGCCAGUAGCCUGGCCGAAAACUUUGAUUCAUAUUUACAUCUUCAAAAUCGUUUGCAGACUGACGCCACUACAUCUACUGAACAAGAGGUCGACUUUCCAGACAAAAUUGUCAGCGCUUCAGGUCUACCAGCGAUCGAGCAUGAUCCCAUUCUUCUAUGCCGACAUGACGCUACAUUGGAUGAGGUAGAAAUCAGUUCACCUGCAACUUCCUGUGUCAAUCUCGCAAUCAGGCUAUUUGCCAUUUCUUUGCCACUCCAAUCACCUCGCAUUCAAGAAAGUACAGUCGAACAACUCAUUACCGCAGUGUCUCAACCUCUACAACGUGAACCAGGCAGGAAAGCUGCUAUCCAGGUCAAUUCGGCUUUGGCACUUCUCUGCGGGUUUGCAGUUGCAAAUCACGAGACACCCUUUAUGGCAGGCAAACUUAACGUGGUUGCAACUGGCGGGGUCAUCCUUGAACUGUUAAGCAAAUAUGUUUGCAGUUCAGACUCUGUACUACGACAUAUUGCAGCUCGUGCUAUCGGUCGCCUUUGCAAUCUUGCAGGCACUCAAUUCACGAAUCAAGAGGUCAAAGUUCUCAUCGAUACAAUAGUAGCCAAUCGAGAUCCAAGCGCUCGUGCUGGCUGUGCCCUCGCCCUAGGCUACAUCCACUCCGAAGUCGGUGCAAUGGCAGCCAGUCUACACAUCAAAUCGAUUGUUGGCGUCCUCCUUUCCCUGUGCAGCGAUGGCCACACCACGGUUCAUUUCUGGGCACUGAAGGGGUUAGUUCAAGUCGCAGAAUCCGCUGGCCUUGCCUUUUCAACAUAUGCCACGAAUACGCUGGGCUUACUUGCCCAACUUUACAGCAAUGACACACACAACGAGGAAUCUGCAUCUAUUGCUACUUCAAAUCUUGAGCAGGAGCUCUUCACUCCCUCGGCUCUGGCUGAAUGUAUCGAUUCCAUCAUCAAUGUUUUGGGACCUGACCUGCAAGAUGUCUCGAAGGCCCGCAAUCUGAUUCUCAUCUUGAUUGGUUAUCUACAGAAAGAGUCUUAUGUCCAGCUUCGGGCUGCGAGCUAUCAAUGCCUCCGUCAUUUAUCAUUGUACGCUCCUGCCCAUGUCCAAUUUUCGAAAUAUGUUCAGGAUCUCCAAGUCAACCUUGCAUCCGAGGAGGAAUUACUGCAGUCGUCCGCGAUUAAAGGCCUGGGGGAAUUGAUGAAACGAAACUCCUCCGAGGUCGCAAGGGUAGCAACAUCCAAAUUAAGUGACGAGUUGUGGACCCGAUUGGAUGAGUCGACAAAUGAUAAAGCUGUUCAAGCAAUGCUACAGAAUUGGAUGCAACAAACAAUCUUGACCAAUACAUCUGAAUGGAUUGAAAAGUGUCAGACCAUUCUUUCUAGGACAAGGGCGAAGAAUGAGGAUCCGGCUAAAGCAGUUACAGCCACAACAAAGACAGCCAUGCCAGAUCUGGCCGAUGAUGAGGUUGCAGGAUUUGCUACUGCAGUUCAAGGCGAAAGUACCGACCCUGCACCAGAAGGGCAAGAGUUCCUGCGAUGGCAAACUCGAGAUUUCGCCAUGCGAUUACUGAGUGAAUCCAUGAACAUAAUCCAGGCUGCUAUGUUGCCAGAACAAGUCAUCCAUGCAGAAGAAGUCUUACAGAGCAAGGUGGCUGAGGUUAUUCGAGUGGCUUUCUCGGCCUCCACAGCGAAUGUUGUGGAACUUCGGAUCUGGGGUCUUCGAAUUAUCGACCAAAUUUUAAAACUGUUUGGGAAAACUCCAGAUCCAGAUUUCCUUGAAGCUUCCUUGCUUGAGCAAUAUCAAGCGCAAAUCAGUUCGGCGCUGACGCCAGCCUUUGCUGCGGACUCGUCUCCUGAGCUUGCCGCCGAAGCCAUCGGCGUGUGUGCAACGUUUGUUGCCACCGGUAUAGUAACGAAUGCGGAUCGCAUGGGACGCAUAUUCAAGGUGCUCUCCGUCGGAGUUGACAAUCUUACACAAACCACUCCGGAACCAUCAAUUGGAGAUCUGAAAGAUUUGAGCCCCAACGCGCAGGCGAUGUUGAAGAUGAGCAUCUUGUCGGGUUGGGCCAAUUUGCAGUUAGCCAGUGGUGAACAGCCAUACCUCGAUGAGAUCCUACAACCAUUCAUACCAAAAUUGGCCCCACUCUGGCUUACUUCGCUUCAAGAAUUCGCUGGCCUGAGAUUUGAGCCUGAGAUUUCUGAUACCCUUGGAGGGGAGGUCGCUGGGGGUAACCUUGACGAGCGAUAUGCCUCAUUCAAUCGUGAGGUGAGGCUGAAGUUCUAUCAACAGAAUUGGCUCAGUAUAGUGGAUGCCAUCGCUGUAUUGGUCGAGAGAGAUAGUGGUUCCGUCUUUGAUGCGCUAGACAACAAACGCAUCUCAUCUCUUGAUGGACGGGCAGAUGCAGCCGCCAGCUCAGGCCGAGAUAUGAGUUUCAGAGAGGAGCCUGUGGCGUUCUUCUUUAUUCUAUUCGGCUUGGCCUUUGAAGCUCUGGUGACACAAGCGCGAGAAGACCCUUCACAAGCUUUGUCUAUCUUACAGGCCUUGCGGAAAAUUCUGACGCCUGCCGUCAGUGGACAUGCCAUUUAUGAGGAGGCUGUCUUCAAUGAGACAACCGACACACUCGACCGUCUUGCCUUAACAAGCACCCGAGAGACACAGAGUGUGCUAGUGGAAAUUGCGCGAAACCUUUCCCUUGACCACCUGACAGCUAAGAGUCAAGACCGUGAUGAUAAACUGUCCGAUGAUAUUGAGCAAUUGUUCGAAUUGACUCGCAUCAUCAUCUUGGUAUUGACAGGUCUCAUCCCCACCCUCGAAGAUCCUCCCGGCUCAGCAGCCCGUCGGCUUGGAGAAGAUGGCCUGGCUCUUGUGGAGUUGUCAUUCAAGGCUCUGGUGGAUGUGGCAGAGGUAUUCCCUGCUAUCAUUCGCGCAGACCUACACGCUUGCAUCAUUCACAGCUAUUGCACCAUCCUCGCCACUGGAAUCUGUCAGGAUGAAGUCGUGCCUCGCCUGAUGCCAAUCUUCAAAUCCUUCCUGCAGGACAUUGGCAAGUCUGAUUCUGGAGAAGCCAGUUCUAGAUUAAUUCGAGGCUGCUUGCACCGGAUGCUAACGACGCUCACUAUUGCCCAGCGUCGUGAGAAUGACCAUGCGAUCGUCUGCGCAAAGAAUACCCUCCUGUCAAUGACAAUUCUGAUCACAACCGCGAGCGCACUCAUGCCGGCCAAUGACGUCCUCAUCCAGAGGUCAAUCUCUGAACUCCUGGACUGCCUUCAAGACGUGGGGCUGGCGAAGAUCGCCGCGGGCUGCAUUCGAUCGAUGCUUGUCGCCAAACGGAAGAGCCCAUGUGAAGAGCUCAUCGCGCGAACACUUUGGAUACAGCUGAUCCCCUUCGUCAGCGACGGCGAGCGGGAAGAUCCGGAGAACGUCAAGCCAUCCCUCACUCAAUCCCUCGUCGCCUCCGUGGCUGCCAUCGAAAGAUCGGGCCGUUUUGCCGCAACGUCGAUCCUGGUGCCGGUCCUGCUCUUGCGCGCGUCUCAACCAUCGUCAACGUCACAGGGUAACGUGGGUGCGAGCGGCAGUAUAGAGAAGCCACGCAAAGAGAGCGCCGCGAGACUCCUCGAGCUCGUUGCUGCCGAUCAGCUCGCGUUCAAGGUCACGGUGGGCCUGCUAAGUGAAGAGCAACGGUCCGAACUAGAAAGUCUCCUCCGCGAAGCAGGCAUCGGGAAGCGUCAGAAGGCGGAUAACGACAAUGCCGAUGAUGCCAAUUCCGACGCGAAGCCGGCUAUUCAGCUUCGUAUGGAUUUCGACUGA
This is a messenger RNA of Exophiala aquamarina CBS 119918, 6117 nucleotides long. RefSeq lists its product as uncharacterized. Gene Ontology annotation, cellular component: Golgi apparatus; endocytic vesicle; membrane. Gene Ontology annotation, biological process: endocytosis; intracellular protein localization; retrograde transport, endosome to Golgi. The record is from RefSeq and is a predicted model, not a curated record. The transcript has a single exon. Bases 1 to 6117 code for a protein of 2038 amino acids. Lineage: Eukaryota; Fungi; Ascomycota; Eurotiomycetes; Chaetothyriales; Herpotrichiellaceae.